AUGUUAACUUCAAUCUAUUUUACAGGGAGCGAGGAAGAAGAAGAAGAAGAAGGAAGUUCAAAGGGUGGAGGAAUUUCUAGCGAAUAUUCUCCCAAAUCUAAUUCCUUCCAUCCACUUUUCAUUCAAGGCCUUCCGAGCAACCAUGGCUGGAAGCAUAUGUACGAGAAGCAAGGUCGUCGCAAUGACUCAAUCAAUACGUCUCACAACCCUAUGGUUGAGACUACGGCUCCACCUCGCAGCCCCCUCGCUGUGAGCACCGGUCCUCCCCCUCACGGACCCACGACCAAGACCUCAUCUUUGCCUCACGGCCCCACAGUUGGGAGCACUCACCUACCUCAUGCCCUUACGGCCAGAACAUCAAUUCUGCCACACGGCUUUAUGGAUAGAGCCAUGAAACACCCUUACGGCUUCAUAGUCGGGAUUGGGCUUCAAACCCAAAAUGAGGCCGUAACCUCUCGUCACGGCAAUCCGGCCAUGUGCCAUGACUCUACGGAGUAUGUCAAAAGAUGUGAUCGAUGCCAAUGCUACAAGCUUGUCCCAAGUUUAUCUGUUGAAGUGUACUAUUCACAAAACAACUCAUGA
Prunus armeniaca (apricot) is the source of this 582-nucleotide messenger RNA. Lineage: Eukaryota; Viridiplantae; Streptophyta; Magnoliopsida; Rosales; Rosaceae. The record is from the annotation of a GenBank genome assembly.